Molecule: messenger RNA, 659 nt
Organism: Rhizophagus irregularis DAOM 181602=DAOM 197198
Lineage: Eukaryota; Fungi; Glomeromycota; Glomeromycetes; Glomerales; Glomeraceae
Source: RefSeq, a predicted model, not a curated record
CAAUAGUGUAGUAUUUACAGCCAUAAUAUUACAACCGCUAAAAGGUUGUAAUUCUAUAAUAAUCGUUACUUAUAACCAACCUUACACAACAUUAAUAAUAAGUAGUACGUAAUUUUGAGUCAUACCACACUGUUUCUAUAUUAUCGUACGGCUGAGUAAAUAUUUAUAGUAAAAGUGUUGCGGGGAGUUCUCAUGAUAAUUUUACUUCAUAUACUAUAAACUCUCGAUAUAAGAAUUAUACAAAGACAUAAAAUAGAAUAUACUGUAAUAAUUUUUAUUAGUAGAGAAUAAGAAAAGGAAUGAAAAGUGUGAUAUACAGUAUAUUUGUGAUAUUUUUAGUCCGCCAUCACGAUUGUCCAAAAAAAUCAAAAAGCUUAAAAUACGUUUUCUUGAAAACAAUUCAUUUUAAGAAUUUUGACAUUUAUUUAGAUAUAUUCUAUGAUUUAAUUUUCUAUUCUUUUCUUUUCUUUCUAAAUUCGUUGACCAACCGGUCAGAAAAAUAAGUUGCGAUAUCAUUAACGCAAAAUGAAAACAUAAAUUCACACCAUUUACGUUCUCAAUGACAAAACAUAAAAAUUAAAACUUUAAUUGCUGCUAAUUCCUAGAUCCGUUUUCUAUAGUGACCAUAUGCGGAAAGAAGUUAUGUGAUGAGAUCUUUA